AUCCCUCCACAGAUUCAGCUCUUACCGAGUCCAAGCUCCCAAAUUUCUUCUCUUUUUCUCUCAACAAAUCGUAAUCUCAUUUUAGUUGGAUUAACAAAUCGAUCGAAAGUGAAACAGGAAAAGGAAGACAACAAGUUUAUAGUCUCUCCGUCAUGUGUUCAUAAAAACGCUCUGAAAGACGUAAUCCCCCGUGUUUUUAGAUAAUUUAAGAAGAAUGGCAGGAAUAUCUCUUUUACUGGAUCUUUGGAGGAAGAACAUUGCACUUUCGAGCCAAACCCUACAUUCAUCCGGGUUAUUCUCAGCUACUGUCGCUGCUUCCGCUGCUGCUGCUUCUGUUGGAGCAGCAAGGCCUUUUGCUUCUAGAUUUUUGUUCCGUGAUGGUGGCAUAUCAGUUGCAUUUUGUGAUGCUAAUGGACAAUGGGCUGAAGACUAUAUGUCCAAUCUACAAACUGCUUCUGGAAAAAUUUUUCAGCAUAAUUCAAUUAAAUACCAAACCAAGGAAUACCCAAUUGAGCAAAAGCCUCUAUUCUCAGCCUUUGGACUGAGGUCCUUUGCAAUGACUUCCUUGAGGUCCUUCUUGGUUUUCUAUUUGCCUCUUUUGGAACCUCGUUCCAACUUAAACGAGGAUGACGAGGAUUUCUUACAGGACACUCCAGAAGAGAAUCAUGUAGACUUGGUUACUCCCUUCAAAAAAUCUGUCAAGCAGAUCCUACGUGAGACUACGGUUAUAACAACCAGACGUGUACUGGAAAGACUUGCUGUGCAUUAUGUUUCACAACGAAUGGCAUGGAAAUUUCUUAAGGAUAUGCCCAAAUCAGCCAAGCGCAAGGCAGUAAGGGGGAUGCCGACUUUUGUUUACUUCUAUAGUGUCAGUAGAACAACUUUCAGAGGACACUUGCUUGGAGUUGUAGCAUCAUGGCUUGUUCAAAUUGGAAUUGAGAUAUAUAAAUGCUUUGCUCAUAUGACCAAUAGAGAGGAGGCUGAUAAAGAUACCAAAGAAGAAUUUCAACUUCUUGGUAAAAAGAUCUCCUGUACCACUGUCAAGUGUGGUGCAUCCUUAGUUUUUGCAUCCAUUGGAGCUGGGAUUGGUUCCACUCUUUUCCGUCCGUCAUCUGGGCAAUGGAUUGGCUGUGCUGUUGGGGACUUGGUUGGACCCAUAUUUGUAACAUUUUGUUUUGAAAAGGGGCUACAGGUGGACCUCUAGAGUUGAUGGAUUUGGUUUCUGACAUAUUCUUCAUGCUUGCUUCAAAAUGAGACUGGGAUACUUAGCGAACUUCAAAUCUCCAACUAACAAGGUGCUAUUUUUGUCUGGAAUUUUACCUAUAGCAGGCAUUAGUGGGGGCAACUGGGCAAGGUUCCCCAACCCCCAUUGUAUUUCCCUUGUUCAACAACAAUUCGGUUUUAUGAUUAUCUAAAUUACCGUCAAGAAUCAGCUGUAUGCAUCCACGGGUGCAGAAAAUGUUUCUUCUGUUUUUCAAAUUGAUUUACGGAACACACUUUUAUUUUUUUCUUUUAAUCCUUUGAAUCACCCUGUUGCUAUUUCGACGUCCCUGUGAAUGCUUUCCUGCAGUUAGAUGAUA
This is a messenger RNA of Nelumbo nucifera (sacred lotus), 1580 nucleotides long. RefSeq lists its product as uncharacterized. The record is from RefSeq and is a predicted model, not a curated record. NCBI's taxonomy places the organism in Eukaryota, Viridiplantae, Streptophyta, Magnoliopsida, Proteales, Nelumbonaceae.